AUGGCCACGCAGAGAGUCUUCAACAUUGGAGCGCCGCUGCUCACUAGGCAACCCUGGAGCUCGCAGGCGCCAUUCAGAUGCUACCAGCGAAGAUGGGCGCAAGUGCACGACGUGCGGUUCGUUACCUCCCACCAGCGGCCCAAUGUCAUACAGGAGAAAUACCGGGAGAAGCUAGAACAGAAGGCGCGUGAGCAAGGCUUGAGCAACGUUGAUGAGCUCAAGGAAGUAUACUCCGACAAGAUCAAAGAACUGCGGACCAAGGCAACAGUGCCCGGAGCGAAUGCACCUUUGAGCGCACAAUCUCCGCCCCUGCCGGAGAGUGUAGACAGCAGCGUGCCGUACCAACCGCCUCCACCUCCUCGGCCACAGGAUCAGACACAAACAAAGGAGUACACGAAAGCCAGCAAAGACAAUGUAAAGUCGUUGAGCAGCUUCAUUGACGUGGAGAAGACCGCCGAGCUGCCCCCUAAGGAGAUCGAGUCAAUUUGGCGCCUACGACAUGUCCGGGAUGCCCAGAGUCUUUGCGCUGUGAUGCCGACCGACACCUACAAACGUAUAGCAACCACGGCACGUAGGCACCCGCAGUUCAUACUUCCCAUACCGCGGGAAAAGGAAGGCGCAGAGAUUCACUUCCUGCAGUGGACGUUCCCGUCACCCACUACCGCCACUGUACUCUUCACGCAUCUUGCAGAGUUUAAGCUGCGAGGCGAGUAUGCGCAGCCGCAUACUACCGUUACGCAUCAUCUGGACUUGGCGGAUCAGAAAGGGCUUGUCUUGCUCGAAGGCCGGGUGCAGGAGAACAGGGGCCUGACGGUGGACGAGGGCAAGUGGCUGCUGAUGUGCUUGCAGAAGUUCUAUGGUUUCGAAGCACACAGUGACACGGCCAAGCAAAACGCCGAAAAGAGGAAGAAGUUAAUGGAGCAGUUUAGUGGUGGCGAUACCGGGUUCAGGGUCGAAGAGUUGCUGGAAGAGGCGGAGAAGGUACCGUAA
Messenger RNA from Baudoinia panamericana UAMH 10762, 990 nucleotides. RefSeq lists its product as uncharacterized. The transcript has a single exon. NCBI's taxonomy places the organism in Eukaryota, Fungi, Ascomycota, Dothideomycetes, Mycosphaerellales, Teratosphaeriaceae. Gene Ontology annotation, cellular component: mitochondrion. Gene Ontology annotation, biological process: mitochondrial proton-transporting ATP synthase complex assembly. The coding region runs from base 1 to 990 and encodes 329 amino acids. The record is from RefSeq and is a predicted model, not a curated record.